Paramecium primaurelia is the source of this 1001-nucleotide messenger RNA. The record is from the annotation of a GenBank genome assembly. Lineage: Eukaryota; Ciliophora; Oligohymenophorea; Peniculida; Parameciidae.
AAAUGUUGUUGCAGGAUGUGGUGAAUUACAUGUUGAAAUCUGUUUGAAUGAUUUAGAAAAAGAUUUUGCUGGAGUUGAACUCAUCAAAUCUGACCCAAUUGUCUCAUAUAAAGAAACUGUGGCUGCUACAUCAAACAUUGUUUGUAUGUCUAAAUCACCAAAUAAACAUAACAGAAUUUAUGCUUAAGCUACUCCAUUACAUAAAAAUUUACCAGAUGCUAUUGAAAAAGGAUAAAUUACACCAAAAGAUGAUCCAAAAACUAGAGCUAAAUCUCUUAAUGAAGAAUUUGAAUGGGAUAAGGAAGAUGGACUCAGAAUUUGGACCUUUGGACCAGAUAAUACUGGUGCUAACAUUUUGAUGGACAAAACAUCAGGUGUUUAAUAUAUGAAUGAAUUAAGAGAAUCAAUGGAAUCUGCUUGGUAAUGGUCAACAAAGGAAGGAUCACUUUGUGAAGAAAAUCAAAGAGGUGUUAGAGUAAACAUUUUGGAUUGUGUUUUACAUGCUGAUGCUAUUCACAGAGGAGGUGGUUAAAUCAUUCCUACUUCCAGAAGAUUAUAUUAUGCAUGCAAGUUGACAGCUUAACCAAGAUUAUAAGAACCAGUCUUUUUGGCUGAAAUUACUGCACCAAAUGAUGCAACUGGUGGUGUAUAUAAUUGUCUCAACACCAGAAGAGGAACAGUAAUUGAAGAAGAAUAAGUUGCAGGAACCCCACUUUCAGUGGUAUCAAUAUUAUUCUAUUUUAAUAGGUUAGAGCUCAUUUACCAGUUGCUGAAUCAUUCGGUUUUACUGCUCAUUUAAGAGGUAUGACAUAAGGACAAGCCUUCCCUCAAUGUGUCUUUGAUCACUGGGCUGUUGUUAAUGGUAACCCACUUGAAGCAGGAAGCAAAGUAUUAUUCUUAAUUAAUAAUUUUAGGUUAAUGAAUAAGUGUUAUCCAUUAGAAAGAGAAAGGGAAUCAAAGUUCAAUUGCCAGACCUUAAUGAAUAUUUGGAUAAACUCUGA